This is a messenger RNA of Heterostelium album PN500, 1677 nucleotides long. Its product is annotated as Glycolate oxidase subunit D-like protein. The record is from RefSeq and is a predicted model, not a curated record. Gene Ontology annotation, molecular function: D-lactate dehydrogenase (NAD+) activity; FAD binding; D-lactate dehydrogenase (cytochrome) activity. Gene Ontology annotation, cellular component: mitochondrion. Gene Ontology annotation, biological process: lactate catabolic process. NCBI's taxonomy places the organism in Eukaryota, Evosea, Eumycetozoa, Acytosteliales, Acytosteliaceae. The transcript has 6 exons. The coding region runs from base 1 to 1677 and encodes 558 amino acids.
AUGAUUGCAGACGACUAUUUAGAGAUACAACACAGACCAUUAUUUAGCAGCACUGAGGCCACAAUCUUCAUCCUCGCCAAUGGAAAAAGAAUAGUUUCAAGUGCAAGAUGUAAUAACUACUUAAAAAUAAACAAAAACAAUAGAUUUAAUCAUGAUCAAUACAACUUUAAAGAUCAAUCAAAUAACAAUAAUCAACAACAACAACAAUCAAAGUUUAAUCUAUCGAAUAUAUUUACAAUUUCUUCAAUUGGAAUAUGUUUAAUAGCAGGUGGAACAGCAAGUCUAUUGGAUCAAAAUCAAAUUAAAAUACCAGUUGAAGCGAUGAAUGAAUUGAAAUCGUUGCUUGGUGAUCGUGUUGAUCUUUCGAAAGGCGAUAUAGAAGCACAUGGAAAAGAUUUCAGUUAUCAUCCACCACACAAUCCAGAGGCAGUUGUCUAUCCAAAGACCGAGGAAGAGGUGACUGGCAUCAUCAAUAUCUGCUCCAAGUACAAUGUACCGAUCAUUCCAUACGGUUCCGGCACCAGUCUAGAGGGACACAUUCACGCUUACCACGGUGGUGUCUGCAUUGAUUUCCGUCUGAUGAAAAAAGUGAUCAAGUUGGAGCUAGACGACUUCCACGUAACCGUUCAGCCGGGAAUCACCUACGACGAGCUCAACGAAGAGCUACUGCCACACGGCUACUUCUUUGCUAUGGAUCCAGGACCCGGUGCAUCUAUUGGUGGCAUGGUCGGAACCAGCUGCUCGGGAACACACGCCGUCAAAUACGGCACCAUGAAAGACAAUGUUUUGGCACUGAGAGUGGUGCUCCCCGAUGGCCGAUUGGUAAAGACGCGAACCGUCGCCAAAAAGUCGUCGGCCGGCUACGAUUUGACACAUCUGUUCAUUGGCGCCGAGGGAACUCUCGGUGUAGUCACCGAAGUCACUCUGAAAAUUCACCCGCUUCCUGAGAGAACCGCCGUCUCGCUAGUCACUUUCGACUCGAUUGAGGAUGCCUCGAAAACAGUGAUACAAACGAUGCAAGACGGCAUUCAAAUUGGUCGUGCUGAACUGCUGGACGACGUCAUGUUGAAAGCUGUCAAUCUGAGUAACGAUACACAGUUCGAGGAGGUUCCAACAUUGAUUUUCGAAUUCACAGGAUCACCUGCGCAAGUGGACGAACAGAUUCUCAAGGUAGAGUCAAUCUCUGCAAAGAACAAAUGUAAUAAAUUCACAUUUGCAACCGAUCCAGUCGAAAGAGAGAAACUAUGGUUUGCAAGAAAAGUUGCUCUCUGGAGUGCAACCACAUUGAAACCUGGCAACGAAGUUUUAAUCACCGAUGUUUGUGUUCCAAUUUCACAACUAUCGAAAAUCAUUGUAGAAACAAAGAAAGAUAUUGAAUCAACUUCAUUAUUAGCACCAUUAGUUAGUCAUGCAGGUGAUGGUAAUUUCCAUCUUUUCGUGCUAUUCGAUCCAAACAAUCAAAAGGAAUUAAAUGAAGCAAAAUCUUUGAGUGAUAAACUAGUUCAUAGAGCAUUAGAAAUGGGUGGUACUUGUACAGGUGAACAUGGUGUUGCUCUUGGUAAAAAGAAAUAUUUGGAAAAAGAACUAGGAAAAAAUGCAGUGGAUUUAAUGAAAACUAUUAAAAGAACAAUUGAUCCAAAGAAUAUUAUGAAUCCAGGAAAAGUAAUUGAUGUUUAA